GCCGAUACAAAGGCUGGGAGAAAUCUCAAGCCUCCUGUGACAUCAAGAUCAAGGUCAAGAUCAAGGGGGCGGUGCUAAGGGCUGCCUGUCAGCGUCCGAGUGUCGCCUGCUGUCUGCUGCUGCUGCCUGCUGGGGUGACACAAGUCGUCCAGGGUUGCUUGUGUAAACAUGGAUGAGCUGCGAGGAGAGUGGGAUGCAGCCACAAGCUUUGCUGCAGGGGCAGUGAGUGAGCGUUGGUGGAGCAUCGUGAGUCAGCAGUACACGGCUGAGGGACGGGUGUACCAUGGCCCUUCAUACCUCAGCCAACUGUUCUCCCUGUACCACCACUACCAGGACAAAUUGGCCAACCCACAGGCAGUGGCUCUGGCCAUAUUCUUCCACAAGCUGGAGUACAAUCCUCGCAGCUGCGACUCUGAUCUGAAGAAUGUAGAGAGAUUUGACAAGUUUAUUGGAGAAGCUGGAGAAGGCCAACAGGAUUCAGCAGUGGCUGGAGCAGUGCGAUCACUGUUGGAGGCUUCAGUGAACAGUUUGACUGAGGCGCACAUGGUGGAGGGAGGAGCAGGAACAGAAGACCUCCACUACUUCCUUGACUUCACCACUGGAGUACUUGGAUCCCCUGCUCAAGAGUACCAACAGUACACAACCAAGAUUCAGGCAGAAUAUGUACACCUUCCCACUGUGGCAUUUAAUCAACUUAGGCUUAAGAUGUUGAAGAACUUGGUACUUAUGCCUAAUAUCUAUGCCACGAGGGAAUUCCAACAAGAAAGGGAGAAAACAGCACGGGAGAACUUGCAAUGGGAAAUUGAGAGCCUGCAGGGGUGAAGUGAAAGGUGAGGGGGUCACAGUGUUCAGGAUUUUUAUAGCAUUGUCCAUUCCAGAGGCCUGGGAAGAAACAUUCCAUAUAUUAAGCAUUAGGAACAGCAACACUGUGCGAGAAUGCAGUUUCAUUUUUAAUAUCAUUUUGCAAAACAGCUUCCCACCAGUCUACUUUACUUUAGACAAUUCAUCAGCCUCAUCUUGUGAAUGUUACCUUCAAUUUUUCUAGCAUACCAAUGAAGUGUUGUGGUAGAAUUGAACAUUUUUAGUGUCACAAUGUUGAACCAUUAAGUAGCUUCUUUGGUCUGUGUAUUGCUUGUGUGAGCAAUUAUUAACCAUUUAUAGUCAUGCAGAAUUCUUCAACUAUUUUUAAGGGUUUAAUUCAUACCCAAACUGAAUUUCUUUAUGGCAAUUUCAUUUGAUAUUUAAGUGAAUGAGGGACAAAUAAAUAACUGUACAAUAUUUUCAUAUUAAUUUUCCAUUUUGGCCAAACAUGGCUGUUGAAACACUCACUCACUAGCUCCAUCAAAAUCAAGCCCAAACCUACUUAAUGCAUGAUCAUUUUGUGCCACAGUCAACUUUGAAAUAGUAGGAGUAAAUAAAUAUGGUGGCAUAUAAUGUUGGCAUAAAUAUUUUGUGGCUGGAUAUAUGAAUGGACAAAAUGCCACGAUGGAAACAUUUGGUACAAGACAGUGUAUAGAAUAACAUCCUUGUAGCACUCUUUAGACAUUUGUGACUUUAAAAUGGUAACAUAAAUAAAUGAUGAAGCCUGCUACUUGCUGCAUCAGUACAGAAGUGUUCAUGUUAAAUGAGGAGUUUCCCAUGGGGGUUAGUCAUUGGUACAGUAAACCCUCUAUAAAUCAGACCUCUAUAUUUAGAAUGUAUAAAUCUGACUCCUUCAGGGCUCUGGACACAUCUGUGUAUCAGAUAAAAAUCUGGAAUAUACGGUGCGUGUCCGGACAGUGUCAGGAUGGGUGUUGUAAGUCAAAGAUCUGGUUUGUAGCCAGGAAUUCAGUGAGUCCAGACCACGUCAUUUCAAAACAAAGGCUGCCUGUCUCACAUCCCUCCUGAAUCCUCAUUGGCAUAUCGCAAGAGGAAUGCAGCUGCUCAUUGGUUUAUUUAUUUUAUUAUAUAUACACACAGGAAAUAGUUAAAUUAAUAUUCAAAAUUCAGCAGUUUAGAUUUGUGGGCAUUUGCAGAUAUGUGUGCACCUGAUACAACUUGUAACAUAUUCACUAACUUACCCACCAGUAUGGAGGGACAGGUAUACCCCAGAGCUGUAUGAAUUUAAAUUUAUAUGCAGCUGCUCUAUUAUAGGUCCCCUGUGGUGUCUUAAUCCUUUAUGCAAGAAUUAAUCAGAAUCACUGGGCAACUCUGGAACAGCCUUGCUUCAGAUAUUUCUGAUAGGGUCUCCCCUGAAUUAGUCUGAUUUAUGGAGGGUUUAUUGUAUCCUGCCUGAGGUUUUGUGCCUCAUCCCGACAUUUUGAAUGUUCAUGUAUGUCGAGGCUUUCUUUUUCUGAGCUGUUCAACUGUGAUGUCUUGGCACAUGUAUCUGGGCCCAAAGGGGCAAAUGGGGACAAAACAAAUGAAAAUUAUUUCCACAUCCUGAUUCUCCUGUACAGUUGUUUAUUUGUUAUCUUUGAUAAAGCAGUGGUAACUUUUACACACCACAAAAGAACUACUAAUUUCUGGGCCUAAAAAAUAGAGAGUAGACAUUUACUGUUACAUGACUAUAAAUGGUAAUUUAUAUCCUCCAACUGAAGUGUAAAUGAUGAUAGGAACAAUUUCACAUAUUCAAACUGCUCUUAAUUGUUUAUCUUUAUUUUUUUUAUAAAAAAAGCUAUUGAUAGAGGUGUCAACCUUUUGGGAUCGAAAGAAUCUUUUAAAGUUUAGUUUCUGCUGUGACUGAGUGGAUAGCUAGACAGCACCCUGCCAGGAGGAUGCGGGUUCGCGUCCCGCCCGGUGGCACAAGCUGGGUUUUUUCAGUCACCGCCGAGUGGCCUAAGACUAUCCACUUAUUGUCCAGAAGACCACCCAUCAACCUGGACUUCAGAUUCUCUAAAAGAGAGGUUCAGUGAUGAGCUCCAGGGGGUGGCAACAUAAGUAGGAUGGCACCACUAUAAACACUUGCCUGCACCACAACAGGCUGGGGCUGACCAUCAAGGCCCACCAAGAAAGUCAUGGUGGAAACGUAAAAAAAAAAAAAAAAAUAAAUAAAUAAAUAAAUAAAUGAAAAAUAUAUAACAUGUAACAUUAAAAUACCAAGUGAAAGUUGGAAUUUUGAAGGUGUAUAUGCCUACAGGCUAAUAGUGUCUUCAUGAUUUUUUUAAUAUCUAAUGCUUUGCAAGUGGCCUGGGUUUUCAGAGACUUAAGGCGCUGUUACACUAGCACAUCUUCCGUCGAUGUCUACGAUUUCCAUCGUCAUUUGCAUGUUCCGUCUUCCUUUUCCGAUGUCUCGAGUCAGAUAGUUAUGACCGUCUUCAAAUGGAAAGUUGUCAACAACUUUUUUUAAUCAAAUCAGAAUCCAUAGUGGAUGAUGAGGAAAUAUUCAAAGAAAGCCACUGUUUUUCAUGAAAAGCAAGAAUUCAACUAUUAAUACAGUAUCGGUAAAAAUAUUCAAUAAAGCAAUUACACAUGUAGUUACAUUUUAUAAUAUAGUGUCAUAACAGCCUACAGUGUCUCGUGUGACUAGACCUUGUUUACAUGUGAUACACUCCAUGUGUUUCUCUCGCUCUGAAGAACUUGCAAUAAUUCAUGGCUCACCCUCAGUGGACAAGACUCUCAGAAGAAUAGCUUAUUGAGAGCAUUAAAAAAACAUAGGUGCCUCGUGGUCCUCCAAUCUCAGCUCUCUCAAGAGUUGAUAGUAAACACUUUCUUGUUCGCGACAUGCCUUCCACUCACACAUCCACUCUCGUCUUCUGGCUUGUUUGGCUCGUCUCAGCUUCAUUAAACACCUGAUCACAUUGAUAGCAGUGAUAGCUUGUCUGUGUGUCGGGGCCAUGGUGUUUUGUUUACGUGUGACGGAAGCAGUGCAGAUGUAAGUUGAUGAAAAAUAUUGACGGAAAAUGUGCUAGUGUAACAGUGCCUUAAAAAGUUGUCAAUUUUCUGGAAGUUGAUGAAAAAUAUUGAUGGAAAAUGUGCUGGUGUAACAGCGCCUUUAGGAAUUUGAAAACUCUACAAAAAGACAAACCACAUCCUAAGGCACACCAGAAGGGGGGGUGAGGUUGCUUUCCAUGUCUGCCCCCUAGACUCUUCUAGAUGCAUUAACUUUUUUAACGGCUGCAACUGCCUUACUAUUCUCUGCAGUGAAAGCUUCCCUUUGUGGUGUAGUCACCAGGUGUUGUGGUUUGUCUUUCUGCUGAUGUUUGGAGGAUUUUUUUUUCUUUUCUUUUAAGUUUGCAGUUUUUAAAAUGAGGUCAUGGAAGAUAAGUGGCCAUUUAUUAAAUAGCAAAAUCUCAAAAUAAAAUGCACUGGAUCUUUCCUCAAACAUGUUGGUAAAAUCUAAGAGCAUUUUUUUUUUUCAGUUCAGACUGAUUUCCAUUGUCCAAGGGAAGGUGUCUUUAAUGAGUCAAGUAAUGAGAACAUUAGGAAAAGACUCUAUGUGAAGAAGCUACAAGCUUUGAUGUAGUAGUCACUUGUUUAUUGAUUGUCUGUGUUAGAGUUUUAAGAUAUUCUAUUGCAUACCCUGUUUGCAACAUUUUUAAUUGUUGUUUUUUUACAUUACUGAGGUAUUUCACGAUGCUAAAGUGUGACGACAGUCUUUGUUUUUUGCAUCUUAAUGAAGAGCAUUUUAUUUUUGUUUAAAGGUCCUUAUUCUGAUCAGAAGCUACAGAUACAGUCCAUUUUGAAAGGCCUGAACUUCUACCAGGUAAUAAGGUUUUAUUUUUCAUAUUUAUCAAUGUUUAUUGAGGUCUUCAAAGUAUUGGUGAUAUAUGAGACUGCUACAUAACAUAACAUUCAGUAUCUUGUACAUUUCCUAAAGACAAGAGGCAGUGGUGUCAUCACUGUCCUCCCCUCAGUGAAGUGAGCAGACCUGUUACAUUCUCUUUUCCCUGAUUAGGUAAGGGCAGUUCUAUAUAAGAAAGACUGAGGCAUUACAUACUGAAUCUCAUAACUUGCUUUCAUGUUCUGACUUGGUGUAAGUGCGUUUGAAGAAAUUUCUGCAUUAUACUGCAGACAGGAACUGGCAAAGGUAUAUACAGUACCCUCCCGAGUUUCGCACUUGCUUCGUUCCAAAGGUAUAGUGCUAAACUCAACUCGAGGAUCGUGAAACUCGGGGUAUUGAAAACACUGAAAAAGCUGUUAUUUGUUCCGACCCAUGGAGAAGCUGACAUUUUUUUCCACUUUACUCCCUUGUUAUCUCAAAAUACGUACCUUGGAAAAAGGAAGAAAAUGGAAAGAGAGAAUGGGUCGUUUUGAAGCCGCAGUUGAAGGCGGCUGCCUUAUCAUUGGCUGGCAGUUCUUAAAACACGCUUGUGAUUCACCGUGAGUCCGAUGUUGCCAUCGACAGCGCUCAUCCAAUCAGUGGUCUCCCUGCCUUAAGGCAGUGUCACACUGGCCAUUUUCCUCCAACUGUUAGGGCUACAGGCAACCGCGGUUGCCCAUACGCCCAACCGGGAGCGAGUUGUUAGAGCUUAUUUGGUGAGUGGUUCAUACAAACCAAACAUGGCGUCGUCUGCUAAAGUAAGGGCUGUCAUGGCUUGUGCUGCUGUUACCCAAGUUAUGGACUUUUUGCUGGAAGGAAGAAGCGGUUGUGGGUGUGGUGUGCCUGUGGUUUUUCCAUGUCAGAAGUUCUCAUUGUCACCACUGCACGUGUGUGGCCAACCCACCCAUCUAUACUCCACCCACGUAAAGACGUGGAUUGAGUAACAACAAACACACACACCAGACUCAUCAGGAAUCAUGGCAGAUGUUUCUGACAAACAUAAAUGGCUUCGCCCUUUCCUAGAGUGUGUUAGAACUUAUUUGGUGAGUGGUUCAUACAAACCAAACAUACACAAUGGCAAGAAGAGAGCAGUGUUAAAGAUGACUGCUCCUUGCCAAGAGUUAGGUUUGGUUCGUGUGAGUCACUCACCAAAAACGUUCUAACACACUCAAGGAAAUGGUGAAAUCGUUUCUGUUUGUCAAACAUCUGCCAUGGUUCCUGAUGAAUCUGGCGUGUGCGUGUGUGUUGUUACUCGAUCCACGUGUUUAUGUUGGCAGAGUCUUGAUGGAUGGAUUGGCUGCGCACGUGCAGUGGUGACAAUGAGAACUUCUGGCAUGCAGGAACCACAGGCACGCCACAUGGGCACGAUUAUGACUUCAAGGACUUGAGGACAGGAGUGUUUACCCAAACCUCAUCAGAGAACUGUGUUGUGAAGACCGUGUUGUGUUCCUGAGCCAAUAAGUAGCAUUCAUGCAGUGAUCCAUGGGUAAAUUUAUGGGAAAUAGCAUCUUGCUAUUUUCAAAAAACGAAACUGUCUCGAUGCACAUACUCAGGUCCGUAAUUUUGACAGAUUUUUUAGGGGGGGGGCUAUAGGGCAUCAUAGGUUCAUGAGGUUGAGGGAGCUGGCAAGCGAAGUGAGCAUAGCCAUGCUGUUGGGGGAUGUGUGAGAAGAGCUCUGUUUAUCAACAACUCUUUGUUUGUUUACAUUCACUUCUGAGCAUGCGUAGUUUGCAGGAGGACAGCCAGGAACACAAUGCUAGGAGUCCUCCUACAAUUUUCAUAGACUGGAGAGAGAGAGAGAGAAAAAAAAGUGAACUGUGGUUCUACUGCAUGGUGUGUUCUAUCUUGUCAAUUAAAUAUAGUAAACAAAGCGGCUCUGCCAGUCCACUUUACGAGUCUCUUGGUGGGCCAUCUUCCAAUGCUCCUCAAUCCUCAGCCACUGCCGUUGUCUGUUUGUUUACAUUCACCAGUGUGGUUGUUCAUACUCACAACCAUUUUCCAUCUGUACGGACAACUGACAACUCACUCCCGGUUGGGCAUAUGGGCAACCACGGUUGCCCGUCGCAUUUGUCCGUAGCCUCAACAGUUGAAGCAAAAUGGCCAGUGUGACACUGCCUUUUAAGGCAGUGCACGUGACGCUGACGGUAGGUGGACGUGACCCGUACAUGUCAAAGCAGCGUGAAACUCAGGGCGAUAAUGUGCUAAAGGCGGGAUGGUAGGAAUUUAGGACUUAGCACGAAACUCGAGGAUCACGAAACUCGGGAGGGUACUGUAAUUGAAAUUUUUAUAUAUGUAUAUAUAUCAGAUAAUGAAAUGCUCAUAUGAGUGUGAAUUGUUAAUAUUUUGUUUAGUUUAUGGUAUAGGAGCUGAUGAGAGGUUGAAAAAUACUUUUGGUGCAUAAUAAUUUUGUAACUAGAUUUUAAGCAUGCCUGAAUCAUUAGGAUGAGAAUUGCAUAUGUGAGAUGCAAAGCCUCAAGAUGUUCAGUUUUUUUUUUACAGUAAACAAGGCAGUUCAAGGGCAAAACAAACACAAAAAAGCUAGAAAAGCACUGCUCUCACAAACAGAGGGCAUGAAGGUCUAAAAAAUGUUCUGAUUGGGUUGGAGAGAUAUUUUGAUCCCUCUUUUUAAGCAUUCAAGUAGUAUUAACGAGGAAAUGCAGAUGAAAAGAAGGCUGUUCUCGAGCUUGCUAGUGAAAGGGAUGAAGGAAUGAAGAUACUGGUCAGGGAUGGAGUGAAGAAGAGUUGUGUAUUCGAAUAUGAAUACUUCAAAUUCCAACGAAUACAAAUUUGAAUACAGUAAACCCCCCUCCAUCGCAGGGGUUACAUUCCAGACCCACCCUCGAUAAGUGAAAAUCCACGAAAUAGAAAUACUCUUUAAAUACACCCUAGGAAUGUUUCUAUAACUUUUACGGUACUUUUAAAAGCAUUUUAAAGUCUUUAAACACACUGUUAAAACAAUAGAAACACAUUUAAACACUGAUAUUCUUCUCAUCCUUCUUGAUGUAGCGAACCAUUGACUCAUUCAUACCGUAAUGGCGGGCUACGGCAGCAUAACUCUGUCCUUCCUUUAUCAUAUCGAGAAGUUUCACCUCUCUUGAAUCAUCAGAAAUUUCCUCUUCUUCUUUGGCUCACCAGAAGCCUUAGAUGAUGGCCGUUUGGAUGGCAUCCUUGUUAUGAAGAAAACCGUACACUGUAGGGAGACACGCAGAACUGAGACAGAACAAGGCGAACAGCUUCUCUCCCUGCGAGAUGUGAAUCAGCGAGAUGCUUCUAGAACACAACAGCCAAUCAGUGGCCAAGAAAACAAAACCAACACUGAUUGGCUGAAUCGGUACGUACGGCCAUUCUAUCAUGACGCGCGAGAUUUAAACUCAUAAACAAUGCUGCAAAAUGGCGAAAAUAUACGCGGUAUCAAAAUUAAUAAGUUUUACAGAAAAAAAACGCGAAAUACUGGGACCGCAAAAACUGAACCGCGAUAUCGUGGGGAUUUACUAUACACUGAAAUGGUUUUAAUUUGAAUACAAAUAUGAAUACUUUUUAAAAAUAUUCAUGAAUUCAUUAAUGAAUACUUUUCAUUGAAAAAUACCUUGACGUAACUGGGUAUAACACUCUUCUGAAGUUAUGCAACUGAUAAAUGAGCUCAUGAACCUGUACCAUACACAACAAUUACACGUCCACCCUGGAGGCUGGAGUUGUUAGGAAAUGCGGCUGUUAUUUCUGAUUAUAAAUCUUGAAGUAUUCGUCAUACUUUUAUUUCUAUCAAUAAUUAUUCGAAUACGAAUAUGAAUACACUCAAAUACUCUAUCCCAGAUAUUAAAUAACUAUCAUUAGGAAUUUGGAGAGUACAGUGGUGAGCUUGAGUAGAAAGUUUUGUACAAGAUUGCAGGACUAAGAGAAAGAGUUAUGCUGUUAGCAAGUUCAAACGAUCAGUUAGCAUGAAAAUAUUGAUGAGGCUGAAAGGAAAGCAAGUCUGCAUUGAACAUACAAGAGGUGGAAGAUAAUCAGUAAAAGGAUGGGAACUCAUGAGACAAAGAGCCUUUGACUACUCUGUUUAAAAGAUCUGUUUGGGUGGAAAACCACUGUACAUAUGGGAUGCAUACUCCACACAGAAGUGGGAGGCACUGAUGCCCUAUUCAGAAAUAAAAGCAAGGUCAAAGGUUAAGCAUUCUGUAGCAUCUAGCCUUUAGUUGUAUAAUUCCUGCCGAAAUAAUCUUUUGUUGAAAAAUGUAAUGUAAUGCAGAGUAAACAUAGGCAUAAAAUUGGAUAGAGCAGUUAAUUUUGGAGAUCAUUAAGGAAUAUUAGAAAAAUAAUGAUAGAGCAGAGCCCUGUGGAACACCACUCUUUAGGAGUGAAACAUUGACAGUCUAUUUAGAAAGGAAAUGCUGGUAUUAAUAUACACAAAGGAGAAACAGACUGGGGACAGCACCCCCUCUCUCCCUGCAUAUACCUCACCGGGAGUGGCCUGUGUUCAUUGUGGCAGGUGUCUGGCUGUAUACUUUCAGCACCAGAUACUGGUAACUGGGUGCUUGGAUGUUGUAGGAUUAGUUUUAUGUUGCUGUGAUAUUGUGAAAGUUUCCUUAUGCACAUACUGUAGGAUUUGCUAGUUACAGUACUGCUUGUUUUCAUAUAAAAUGUUAGAAUGUUUAUCAAGAAUUUCCAAUGUCUUUCAUAGUGAAAGACUUCACAGUGCCUGGUCCCUUUCAUCAUAUUGUUGGUGAUGUGAAUUCAUGUGUGGCUAGGGAUAUGUAUGCAAGAUCAAAGUGAAGUUGUCAUCAGUAUGUAAGAUCCUCAGCUAGCACAUCUGUCCCAAAUUUAUUUUCAACUUUUUCAAUUUUAGCUUUACAAGGGAUUUUAAUUAAGAGGCACAUAAAAGUAGUUAAAAAUUAACAGGCACAUCAAAGUAAUGAAGUAGUCCUUACCUUAAGUGUUCUUUUUUUUAGCUUAAGUUACAGUAUGCCCUGUCUGUUACAGCUUUUUCAAAUCAGUUUAGUAAAAUUUGGAAAGUUCCAAACAUAGUUAUUCCAGCACCUAGUAUGCUGCUCAGACUUCUGACAAAAAAAUUGUUUUAGCUAUAUCAGUGUUGUAUCAACUUGCAAGGAUAUUUAACAUCAUGAUUUUAGAUUUGAAAGCAGAUUGUCACAGAUUUAAGUCAGAUGCAUUUUUGUUAAGAAGACACCAUAUUUUUUGUGAAGUGCAUGUAAGCCACACCAGCACACAGGAUGCACCAUUAAUUUACCAUAUGUUGGGAGAAUAAAACCAAGGGAACUUUCCUAAAACCUACCCAGACUCAGCUGGGGAAGCUACACUCACGCCAUACCUUGUCUGUUACUCACUAACCAUUUUUCAUGUCCUGUGAGCUGGGCUGCAACAACCUGUGGUACUAAGCUACUACUUGAGUAGGGUUAGUAUACUUUUUUUUGGUAAGGUUAGGUUAUUAUCUAAUUUGUUACAUUAUUUUCAGAGCUGGGCACUGCAAAUGAAAAUACGCCUUCCACAAAUUGCAAAUCUACCUCAAUCACAGAUCUGCAAUUUUUUUAAUAUUUGCCAUACUGCAAAACUCAAACUGCAAAUGCAAAUUUCUAUUAUUUUGGAUAUUUCUAAUACUAAUGCGAACGUGAAUCAGUAAAUAACGUAGAAAGACACAAACUGAACACGUGAUAUUUUUUUAUAAUAAAUUAAGACAUAAUUAACAAAACAUUUUCUCAUUCAAGAAGAGCUGACUAUAUAGUGAUUCCAUACCUGGUGUGUCUGGCACUGUCUUCUUUAUAUUGAUUCUACCAUCCAUUCUUCCAAAUCUGAGGAAGCUACCUCAAAAUUGGUUUCCAAUUUGGGAAUGGAUUCCCAGGAUGCAAUUCCACAGGCCACUGACUGCCACUGCACUGAGAGCAAAAGCAGCAAAACAAGACAGCAACAGGGUGGGGGUGGAAGGGGAGGUGCUUGAGCACUGUGUAAACAAACAGCUGUUCUACCCACAGUGGGAUUUGAAAUGUCAUCUCAUUACUUAACCAAGAAUUGCUAAUAUUACUGGCCUGGUCAUAAGUAAGAGAGGUUGUUAGUUGCAUACAUUGUAACUCGAGGACUACCUGUGCUUGAUAAAUGUAAGACAUUAUUUAUGUACUUCAGGAAUCUAUUCCAUUGGCACUGACAAUUGGAACUGUUAUUCCAAUAUUAUUGAUUCUUGCCCAGCCCCACCCCUACCACACAUGGCGCCAUGUGAGUUUGUGGAGAUUUCACAUUUGCAGAAGUGGUUCUGGAGGUGCAAAUCUGCAACAAUACAUAGGAUUUGUUGCAAAUGCAAACUGCAACAAGCUAAAACAGUGCUUCUGCAAAUGCUGAACUUGCAGUUUGUAGAUUAAUUUGCAGAAGUGCCCAGCUCUGUAUAUUUGGGAAGGGUUGGUUAGUUUCAGAAAAUUAGUAAAUCUUAAAACUACAAAUUUUCAAAGAAAGUGAAGGGCAGAUUUGUUCAAGAAAGAAUGUUGAAAAUACUUUGAUAUGUUUUCACAAUUUUAACAAAGUUUUUUUCUAAUGCUUACAUGUAGAACACUCCUGUCAUCACUCAGCCAAUUUAUAGCUUUAGUCUGCCACUGAUUCAUAAAGUAAUUAUUAGUAUGGUCUGAUACAGGCUAGGUGGGCACUGUUGCCAUUUUGACAUGAUCACAAACACAAAGUUCAUGAAAAAAACAUUGCUUUAUCAAAUGUAAACAAACAUCUUACUGGCCAGCUGGGCCAUGCAGCAUUAUAUACCUUGCAUAAAAUUUUAAAUUGUGGUGUUGCAUCAAGUUUCACAACAUUUACCUUCAUAUGUAUUGCUACAACCCAAAAAACUAAAAUUUAUUGUUUGGAGCAAAAUGUUAGAUUUCUGCAGAAAGAAAGGAGACCACCUAGCCCAACAAAAGCUAAAUCAUCACCUUGCCUGGCUUGCCACCAUCUUGUAUAAAAUUAAAAUCCUUGCUAUGGUGCAAGUUGCAUUCAUUCAUUAGUAUAACUUCACUUGCUCACUUCCACAUAGUGGUCAUGUUAGUCUAUACUCUAUAGCCUUUCUGGCUCUACUUGAAGGUUCUGAGUGCAAAGAUUUCCAUGAAAAUUUCUAAAGGAGAAAAGGUGAGCCAAUCAACACCCAGGAUGCACAAGCUCCCCUCCUUUUCCCUUUAUUGCACAACUCUGUUCUGGGAAGUGCAAUGGUAUUGUUUUUAUUUAUUAAUACCAUCUCAACUGUCAACACAAAUUUUGUGACAAGAAACAUGUAAAAUACUAUCGCAUCAGUAUUUUGGGUUCCACUGAAACUGUUACUAGCCUUCCAGUCUUGGCACUGUUCAUUAAUGCUUCAACUAAGUAGUUGUUUGUUCUCUCAAUGGAAAACUUGCUGAAUUUUAAAGAAGUUUCACAAUUUUGAAAACCACAAGGAGAGUGAAGCUGAGAACUAAUGUUAAGUCAUAUCAUCAGUUGAAGUCUUUGCAUGGUAUUUGGUUAUCCGUCAGCCUUCAGUCUUGGCACAAUUCCUAUAUGGAGUAACAAAAUUAUUGUUUAUUCCAAAUGGAGGACUGUUAAGUUUAAAGUUGUUGGUCAGCCUUCAGUCUUGGCAUGUUACAUUCCUUUAUGCAGUAACAGAAUGGUUCUUCAUUUUAAAUGGAGGACUCAGAAUUUUGAAGGAGGUGAACUCCACCUUAUCAUAAAGAGUCCAGUAAGGCUUCCAUUGAGAAUGAACAACUUUCGGUACAGCAUAAUAAAGCAGUAGAUAAGAUAUUAAGGGGUGACACUUUUAAUUUAAAAGUUUUAACAGAACCCAAAACUUUGUUAAGUCAGUGUUUUGCACUGCUAACUUGCCACAAAAUCUAGCACGGAUGUGAUGAGUAGAGUUGUACAAUGGGAGCUAAACUUUCUGUGCACUGACUGGCUCACUUCCUUUAUGUAAACUUAAAAAGAAUGCAACAGUAACCUCCAAAUAAAGUCAGGAAGUCUACAGGCAUGACAAUCUUGUGGGAAUUCAGAAGCAUAUUUAUAUCUAGUCAGUGAACUGAAGACUAAAAUUACUGAACAAACAGACCAGUGAGCAAAGACCUGGGUCAUACGAGCAAGUUUUAGGAGGAGCCAUGAACCAAUUACCCUUCCUUCCAAUAGCUAAAUGUCCCAGCUUUCAUGGGUUUAGGUUUUACAUUUUUUUUGUGUGAAAUCAAUUAAGGGUGCAUCGCUGUACCUCAAACUGCCUAAAACUAGUCAAUUUAGUAUUUUGUGUCAAAGUUUUAAAUAUAGUCUUGCAGUUAUUAGUGCAGCAGCUGCAAUUCAUAGUCAAUAGGUUCCUGUCAAAUUCAAGAAUGAUCUAGUCAAUGUUACUUUGUAUGAGUAUUUAGAUAAUUUUUUUCACCUUUUUAUAUUACUUUGUAACAUAAUUCUUGAUGCUUUCCCCUUUGAAAAUAUGAAUACUAUACAUGUAAAAAUAAAUUUUUAAAACACA
Messenger RNA from Eriocheir sinensis (Chinese mitten crab), 13193 nucleotides. RefSeq lists its product as uncharacterized. Lineage: Eukaryota; Metazoa; Arthropoda; Malacostraca; Decapoda; Varunidae. The transcript is spliced from 5 exons. The record is from RefSeq and is a predicted model, not a curated record. Bases 169 to 822 code for a protein of 217 amino acids.